Messenger RNA from Engraulis encrasicolus (European anchovy), 1631 nucleotides. RefSeq names its product protein TsetseEP-like. Lineage: Eukaryota; Metazoa; Chordata; Actinopteri; Clupeiformes; Engraulidae. The record is from RefSeq and is a predicted model, not a curated record. The coding region runs from base 174 to 1148 and encodes 324 amino acids. The transcript is spliced from 2 exons.
AUUCUACGGCUGUGCCGUGAAGAAUGGGAAGGAGUGGGCGCGCGCAGCUGUCACUCCUGGAGUUUUUCCUCCCCUCGUGCAGUCCGUCCGUUCAUCCGUGCCACGCUGAGAGAAAAGAGCCCUGAAUCUCGUGCCACAGUUUGCGUUCUCGGUUAUAUACCGCAAAAGAAAGCAUGGGAGGCAAGCUCAGCAGGAGGAAGAGUGAGCCUGCUGCAGGGGAGGUGGCGGCAGCGGUGGCCGAGCAGGUGGCCGACGCAGCAGCAGCCGCCGCAGCUCCGGCCGAGGGUGCCGCCGCUGAGAGCCCCAAGGCGGAGGGAGACGCCGGGGCUGCAGAGGAGGCCCCCGCCUCGGCGGGCGGGCCCCUAGCGGGCGUGCUGGACGCCGUGGCGGAGCAGGUGAGCGCCGUGACCGAGAAGCUGCCGGAGCCCAUACAAGCCCCCGUGAACGAGGCGGUGCAGUCCGCCCAGGACAGCGCCGCCGGCAUGGUGGAUUCCAUGAUGGCCGCCCUCAGCCUCAAGGAGGAGGCCAAGAAGGAGGAGCCGGCAGCGCCAGAGCCCGCACCCGAACCCGUCGCCAUUCCAGAACCCGUCGCCGUUCCAGAGCCCACGCCUGAACCCGCCGUCAUUCCAGAACCAGAGCCCGAGCCCGAGCCAGAGCCCGUGUCGCAACCCGAGCCCGAGCCAGAACCAGAGCCUGCUGCUGCCCCUGAGCCCGAGCCGGAACCGGUCCGCGAGCCCAGCCCAGAACCAGAACCACUAGUGGCCGUGAGCGAGGAGCCCGCGCCGCCACCACCCGCUGCCGAAGAGCCCUCACCCGAGCCCGCCGCCUCCUCCCUGCUGGACGACCUGAUGUCCGCCGUCCCCGAGCCGGUCCUGGCUGCCGUGGAUGACCUGGUCCCCCCUCCCCCUGCCGAGGAGGAGGAGGAGGAGCCCGAGGCGCCGGCGCCGCUGGUGGACGGCCUGUCCGACGUGCUGGAGCAGUGCGGCGUGGAGAGCUCCGGCCUGGACGGGCUCCAGUUCAGCGGACUGAAAGUGGACUUGAGCCCCGGCGGCGGCGACGACAACGGCCCCCUGGUGCCUGACGAGCUGGCCGGGAUGGCCGACCAAGCCCUGACCUCCGCCACCGGUGUGGUCAACGAUCUGAUCUGAUCUGAGGCACAGUUUCUGCACUGUGUUCACUUAAUACACACACACGCACACAGACAUGCACACAUAAACACAGGGCUCUAAAUUAACACCAGCCAACCAACCGGCCAAAUGCGGGUGAGAUUUCAGUUUGGGUGGUAGAAAAGACCAACAUACCAGUCACGUUGACCCAUUAGUGAUUGUGUGUCUAGUUUGUAAGAUUAACAUCUACUAGGCAUUUUGACAGGUGAUGAGAGUUAAUUUAGAGCCCUGCAUACACACACACAUGCAUACACGCACACACACAUACUCGCUCACACAUGCUCAUAUGCAUACAUGCACUCAACACACAUGCAGAGCCCUCCCCUCCUCCUCCUCCUCCAAAAACACACACUACAGGACUGAAGAGUGCACGUGCGCGGGUGGGUGUGUUUGCGUGUGCGUGCGUGCGCGCGUGUGUGUGAGCGGUUUAGACGUAGCGUGACCAUUUUAGUUCAGUGAAAAUAA